AUGAUCUCGCAGACGACGAAGAAGAUGAGAAAAAAGAUAUACAGGGCCGUAUCCAGAGCAGCUAGGUCCACGAAGCGUUUCACAUCUCGCUCGACCCGGCAAAGAAGUAAUGUUACAUCGACUUCAACAACUCCGCAGUUUUCCGCCUCACAGCUGCCCAAUUUGUUUUCGCGCGUAAACCCGCAGCUUUCGUCUCAGAGAUCGUCUUCUAGUUUGUGCUUUGCUUGUGGCAAACCCGGGCGUUGGAGGGCUUUCUGCCCUAAUUUGCGGUUUGAUGUUCCUUCUAAUACCGGUCAGAAGCCCAAAUGACUCAUUUCGGACGUCGAUUUGGAACAAGGCCUUGUUCAUGAGGAUAGCGAUGAAUUAAUUUUUCUUCGUAUCAAUGGAAAUUCUUUCGAGGUUAAAUCCGGCGAUGAUUACUCGUCCGUUAAAGGACGGCUACGUGGAGCCCUCGCUCUCUGGAACGACAUUCACGCCCCUCAAUUUAUCCUGGAUGUUAUUGAUUAUGGCUAUAAAUUACCGCUUCUCCAAAUUCCUCCGCCCUUCACAGCUAAAAAUAACAGUUCGGCUUUGGAGCAGCCAGCUUUUGUCGAAAGUGCCAUUAACAAUCUCUUUAUCAACGGUUGCGUCACUGAAGUGUUUGAAGCUCCUGUUAUCAUCAAUCCUUUGUCCGUAUCUGUUCAAAAAUCAGGCAAAAGGCGUCUAAUUUUAGACCUUCGCCACGUUAAUCAGUUCCUUUAUAAAUGCCGAUUCAGGUGUGAGGAUUUGUCUAUUGCGAAAGAGGUUUUGAAUCCUGGAGAUUUUAUGUUUACUUUUGACUUAAAGUCUGGUUACCAUCACGUGGAAAUAUUCCCGGAGCACAGGAAGUACCUAUCAUUUGCGUGGACUUUUUCCUCAGGACGCACCAGAUUUUUCCAGUUUUCUGUUCUUCCGUUUGGCCUCAGUUCCGCGCCUUAUUUAUUUACUAAACUACUCAAGCCUUUAGUCAAGAAAUGGAGAUCUGAAGCGAAGUCGAUCCUGGUUUAUUUGGACGAUGGUCUCGGAGCUGCUGCGGACAAGAAUAAGGCAAAAAUCGCUAGUCUCCAAGUACAUGCAGAUCUACUUAAAUCUGGCUUUCUUCCUAAUGAAACCAAAUGCGUUUGGGAGCCCACUCAGGUUAUUACUUGGCUCGGAGCCGUUCUCAACACUUCCACUUCUGAAAUUUCUGCCACUGCUAAGCGAAUUACCAGUUUACAAGAAGAUUUAGCGGCCCUUUUGGCCAUUCCCUCGUCUUGUCAUCCAGUUCGGAAGCUUGCCUCUGUUUGCGGAAAAAUAAUAUCUCUUGGCCCCUGUGUUGGUAAUGUCUCUAGGCUUAUGUCUAGAAAUUUAUUCGCAGUCAUCAAUACCGCGCCAACCUGGAACUCUUACGUUCGUCUUUCGUCUGAAGCUCUGGCUGAGCUGUUUUCUGGAAGUCUAAUGCGGCAAGUCUUAACGGCAUACCUAUUUGGUCUGUCAGGCACAAGCCUUCGAAGAUCGUCUAUUCCGAUGCUUCUGGCUCAGCUUGCGGCGGUUUCAUCGAGUUCGAGGGGAAGAUGUUCCAUCAAAACUGGUCAGAUUUUGAGAAAGCUCAAAGUUCUACAUUCAGAGAGUUGUUAGCCGUGUCUUUAUCAGUGAAAGCCUUCGUGAAGUCAUUGAGAGCCCAAACAGUCACGUGGUUUACGGAUAAUCAGAACGUUGUCCGGAUCGUUAAUUCAGGGUCUAAGACUCCAGCAUUACAAGAGCUUGCAAUGGAUAUCCAUCGUAGUUGUUUGCUUAGUGCUAUUAACAUCGAUAUGCAAUGGAUCCCAAGAGACCUAAAUAGUGCGGCGGACGAUAUAAGCAAUUUCAUUGAUUAUGACGACUACACGAUCAACGAUACGGUCUUCAGUGCUCUUGACGACUUAUGGGGUCCACAUACCUGCGACAGGUUCGCUUGUUCCUACAAUGCCAAAGUCCAAUGCUUUAAUUCUAGGUUUUACCAGUCUGGUUCGAGUGGCGUUAAUGCGUUUUCUCAGGAUUGGUCUCAUCAUAAUAACUGGCUGUGUCCCCCUGUGUAUUUAACGUGUAAAGUUAUUAAGCAUAUGGAGCUGUGCUGUGCUCAAGGAACUCUGAUCGUUCCCCUUUGGAAGUCAGCCCACUUCUGGCCCAUCCUGUGUUCGGAUGGUUUCCAUUGGAGUACAUUUAUCCAUGACUGGGUUAUCCUGCCUAACUUUCCUAAUUUGUUCUUUAGAGGAAAAGCUAAGAACUCUAUUUUUGGUAGUAAGCCAUUGGCUUUCGUUUCGUUAGCUCUACGUCUUGACUUUAGCAUCAUUCCCAGAUUAGAUUCCGAGUUAUCUCGUAAAAGCUUUCUAGUUCCUUGUGUUUGAUUCCAUUCGGGCUAGAGUUCGCUGCUGUUUCCACUAUGUACCGAUAAGGCGUAUUAUAUUGGCGCGAAGUACUUAUUAUUUGUUGAUAAUCAUUUUCUAAGUUAAACGUGUUAGGCCUUAGAGAGGCAUCCAGGAGAGGCCCUAGAGGGGCGAUUUGUCAUAUGUAUUUUCAUUUUGUGCCCUAGAGGGGUAUUUUCUGUUGGCAUUGUGCAAACGCCCUAGAGGGCUAUGUCCACUAGAAUAGCAUGGUUUUUUCUCUUGUAUCGUUUUACGCAGAAGUGUAUUGCCUGAUUGGCGAAGUGGUCUUCCUGAGUGAAGACAGUGAGUUAAAUGUAAAGUCAGCAUUGUGUGCAUUGCUGCCUGUCUCAGUGAUAUUUUUUUUUUCUUAAUAUUUGUCCUUUUUCUUUUUUUUUUUUUUUUUUCUUUUUUUUUUUUUAUCCUUAGAUAUCUUCACUUCCGUUUUCUGGUCUUCAGAGGCCCAAAAUUCCCCGAGAGUGGAUCAGCUAAUGGAGAAUCUCAAAUCUACCGUGCUUGCUUCCAGAGCGUCUGGGACAUUCGCAAAUUACUUGAGGGCGUUUAACAAGUGGAGACCCUUUGCUAGUGAUGUCUUGGGUACCUCGGAGUUUCCAGUCAGACCAAUCGAUUGUGCCCUCUACUUGCAACACCUCCUCGAGUCGUCCAAGUCCGUCGCUUCCAUCAACUGCGCCUUUUACGCGUUCAAGUGGGUACAUCUUCUUGCAGGCGUCGACUCUCCAACAUUACACCCUACUGUUAUUGCCGUAAAGGAAGGAGCUGCUCGCCUUGCCAGUCAGCCAAUAGUCAAUAGAAAGGAGCCCCUGGACGCCCACCAUCUCAAGGUCCUUGCUGCAGAGACUAAUCUAGAAGACCUUUUACAAUUACGAAAUUUAGUUAUGUUCAUUCUCGCAUUUUCCGGUUUUCUUAGAAGUUCCGAGUUAUGCGUUAUGCGUAGCAGAGAUGUUCAGUUUAACGAGGGUUACAUUACAAUCAGCAUAGAGAAAAGCAAGACGGACCAACUGAGGGAGGGCAGGUCGGUCGUUAUUGCCGAGUCCUCAUCUAUCACGUGUCCCUGUUCUUUACUUAAGCUGUAUAUGCAUAAGGCCCAGAUUCCUGAAAAUUCAGACGAGUAUCUUUUUAGGGCCAUUUCAGCUUCGGGCAAUCACAAGCGCCUUAUCUCUGUAAACAAGCCGAUUUGUUAUUCUACCUAUAGGCAGUCCUUUAAGAAGUCUUUCGCGAAUAUUGUACCAGACAUCUCUAAGUAUAGCACUCAUUCAGCUAGGUCAGGUGGAGCUACUUUAGCUGCCAGCUCUGGCAUUUCGGAGAGGAAUCUUCAGCGCCAUGGUCGCUGGGCCUCAGUCACAGCAAAGAACAUUUAUGUUAAGGAUUCUCUUUCCAGUAGGCUAGAAGUUUCCAAGGCUCUGUUUCUCUGA
Molecule: messenger RNA, 3832 nt
Organism: Pocillopora meandrina
Lineage: Eukaryota; Metazoa; Cnidaria; Anthozoa; Scleractinia; Pocilloporidae
Source: the annotation of a GenBank genome assembly